AUGGGCAGUACGGACUUGUUCAAUUUGCCCCAAUCUAUGCGGGCUCUAGGUCUUUCACUCUUCCCAAUGGGUCAACAUCAAAAAUACCACGCUAAUCGGAAAGUCAUCAUUACAGAGUACAGCGAAGCCAGAAAAUUCAGCAUUGUAGAGAAAGCCCUCCCGCAACUCCGUGAACAGGAUGUAUUAAUCAAAGUGAAAGCCUCUGGAGUGUGUGGAACAGAUCUUCAUAUUCAUGAUGGCGAGUUUGGAGCAAAGUUUCCUCUUGUCCCCGGCCACGAGACUGUGGGUGUAGUGGCGGCGUUCGGUAGUGGUGUUCAGGGUUUUAAAGUCGACGACCGUGUAGUCGCUGACAAUUCCGAGCUAUGCGGUCAUUGUCACUAUUGCCGUCGAGGCAAGGAGCUAUUUUGUGAGAAUUUCAUCGCCCAUGGUGUUAUGGUCGACGGGGGCUUUGCAGAGUACGCCGCUUACCCUGCACACCGGGUGUUUAUAUUCAAGGAUUUGUCCGAUGUUGAUGCCACUCUUCUGGAGCCUGCAGCCUGUGCAGCACAUGGCCUGGAUAAGAUUGCCCCUCAGAUGGGAUCAAAGGUACUCUUAUUCGGAGCGGGCCCCACGGGACUAAUGUUGGCCCAGCUACUGCGAGAAAAUGGCGGAUGUUACACCGUUAUUGCUGCACCGGGUGGGCUGAAAAUGGAUCUCGCUAAGUCGCUCAAUGCUGCGGAUGAGUAUGUGGAGCUCCCCCGUGAGUCGGUGGCAUCAGCAGCUACACUCGAAAAACUCAAAGCGGAGAACCCGUACGGAUUCGAUAUUGUCGUCGAGGCUACCGGUAGCUCCAAAAUUUUGGAGGAUGCCAUCCACUUUGUGACCAAGUCUGGGAAGCUAGUGGUCUAUGGAGUCUAUGGUGAUAACGAUCGUAUUCGCAUAUCGCCAAACAUGAUUUUCAAAGAAGAAAUUAAUGUCCUUGGCUCUUUCAGCCAGACCUACAAGUUUCCAGCUGCUAUCGACUAUCUUGAGCGGAAAAGAGUCAAAGUUGACGGCAUUGUGAACAAGACUUUCAGACUUGAGGAGUGGCAGGCAUGUCUUGAUGCAAUGAAAAAUAGGACUGUAAUCAAAGCCGCAAUAGUCUUUGACUAG
Messenger RNA from Penicillium cataractarum, 1131 nucleotides. RefSeq names its product zinc-dependent alcohol dehydrogenase family protein. Gene Ontology annotation, molecular function: oxidoreductase activity; zinc ion binding. The transcript has 4 exons. The record is from RefSeq and is a predicted model, not a curated record. The coding region runs from base 1 to 1131 and encodes 376 amino acids. Lineage: Eukaryota; Fungi; Ascomycota; Eurotiomycetes; Eurotiales; Aspergillaceae.